This is a messenger RNA of Anopheles coustani, 1311 nucleotides long. RefSeq lists its product as uncharacterized. The record is from RefSeq and is a predicted model, not a curated record. NCBI's taxonomy places the organism in Eukaryota, Metazoa, Arthropoda, Insecta, Diptera, Culicidae. The coding region runs from base 1 to 1311 and encodes 436 amino acids. The transcript has 4 exons.
AUGGAUCCGGUGCUGCUCGAGCGCGAGCGUGUCCUGUUCCGGAUGAACGAGGAAAUCAACGCCAAAUCGCGGGGACUGUUCGAGCUGAACGAAAACGUCAGCUGGAUGACGACGAAGCGUCGCAUGCGGCACGGGCUGAAGAAGCUGAACAAUAUUGGCGCGGGCUCGUUACAACCUACGGCGGGGGAUGAUUCCUGCACAUCCGAUUUGGGCGGCUCGAUCGAAACGACGGACAAGGAGAACGAGACGCAACUGCACGGCACCGGAACCGGUUCGGACGAGGAAGAACCGGAAAGUGAACCUGGCCGCUCGGCGUCUGUGAUCUUCUCGGCCCUGGAGGUGAGCCGCGAUGGGGAGGGCGAGAAGGGCCCAUUUGGGGGGCAGCGGGAAGCACCGUCAACGACGACGACCCUCACCGAGAUUCGAUGCGAUGCGAUCAAGGAAGAACACAGCCGCUCGAACAACGUCACCUCCAACCAGCAGAUGCAGCUCGUGAAGGUCACGACCGUCUCGGUGGAGCGGAAGGUAAGCAACGGGCAGCGGGCGGCGGGGAACGGUGGUCUGGUAUCGCCGGGAAUGCUGCUAAAUGGCAACAGCAGCAAAUCGGUGACAUCUGCGACGGCGCGGAAUCUCGCCAAGAACAUGGCCGACGUCGUGCCGAAAGUGCUCGAGAAGAAAAACAUCAGCUCGGAUGGUUUGAUCAAAUUCCUCAAGUCGAAAGUCGCCAUCCUUCAGACGGAACUGGAAACGAGCCAGCGGCAGAACGAGGCGAAUGUCAAGGACUUGCAUUUGGCGCUCGACCGCCUAAAGCAGCUCGAGGCCCUCAAGGAGCAAUUGCUGACCAAGAACAGCGCGCUGGAGCGGACGGUGAAGAAGUUUGAAGAGCGAAACCUGGAGCUGGACAAACUUCUAAAGGAAAAGGAUGCCCAGCUGAACGCGGCUGCCAAGGAGCUGUUCGGGGCGCGAUCGGAGAUUCGCAACUUGGCGCAGAUCAAUCAGACGCAGGAGAAGCGCCUGUUCAAGGCGCAGGAAGAGGUCGAAACUCUACGCGUCAAGCUAAACAUUGCGAACGACUCGGAAAAGGAAACACGAGAUGCUGCCCGGCAGGAACGGCUAACGUACGAGAAGCAGAUCAAGCAGCUUCGCAAGCAACGCACCGAGGUGCUGGCCGACUACAAGAAGCUGCUGCUGAGCGUCGAUCAGAUGAAGAAGCAGAACUUUAACCAGGAGCAGUCGAAGCUGCUGCACGACUUCGAGAAGGACUACUUUCGGCAUCUGGAGGAGGCGGCAUCGUCCUCACCGCUGCCGUGA